This is a messenger RNA of Frankliniella occidentalis (western flower thrips), 3071 nucleotides long. RefSeq names its product EH domain-containing protein 3 (gene Past1). Gene Ontology annotation, cellular component: cytoplasm; plasma membrane. The transcript is spliced from 6 exons. Lineage: Eukaryota; Metazoa; Arthropoda; Insecta; Thysanoptera; Thripidae. Gene Ontology annotation, biological process: endosomal transport; endocytosis. Gene Ontology annotation, molecular function: GTP binding; protein binding; calcium ion binding. Bases 171 to 1811 code for a protein of 546 amino acids. The record is from RefSeq and is a predicted model, not a curated record.
CGACGUCGAAGUCCGUCGGUCGGUCAGUGCAGUGUCAGUGGGUGGAGGCGGUGGCGGUGUACUAGUCACGCAGCUGUUGUUGGUUGGCGUCGUGAGGGUUGUGAUUCAUUUCUGUCAGGCGUAAAGCCUCGCUAACUUUGACCCCAAAAAGUUACUUUAAACCUGUCAAAAUGUUCAGUUGGCUGGGGAGAGAGGAUAGCAAGAAAACACCAGACGUGUUCGAGAGUGUGGUGGAAGGACUGCAGAGGAUAUACAAGACCAAACUUCUGCCGCUGGAGGAGCAGUAUCAGUUCCAUGACUUCCAUUCGCCUCAGUUGGAUGAUCCCGAUUUCACUGCCAAACCCAUGAUACUGUUGGUGGGUCAGUACUCAACGGGUAAGACAACGUUCAUAAGAUACCUCCUGGAGCGAGACUUCCCGGGCAUACGGAUUGGACCGGAGCCCACCACUGAUCGGUUCAUUGCUGUCAUGCACGACGAGAAGGAGGGAACCAUACCAGGAAACGCCCUCGUUGUCGAUCCCAAGAAGCAGUUUCGGCCUUUGUCCAAGUUUGGGAACGCCUUUCUCAACAGAUUCCAAUGUUCUUCUGUCAACUCGCCUGUUUUGAAAGGGAUCUCUAUUGUCGACACUCCUGGAAUUUUGUCAGGAGAGAAGCAGCGCACAGAUCGUGGAUAUGAUUUCACUGGUGUUCUUGAGUGGUUCGCAGAGCGAGUGGAUCGCAUCAUUCUCCUUUUCGAUGCACAUAAGUUAGACAUCUCUGAUGAAUUCCGAAGAUCAAUAGAAGCUCUGAGAGGCCACGAUGACAAGAUCCGUAUUGUGCUAAACAAGGCUGACAUGAUUGAUCAUCAGCAGCUUAUGAGAGUUUAUGGUGCCUUGAUGUGGUCUUUAGGAAAGGUUCUUGGAACACCAGAGGUUGCAAGAGUAUACAUUGGAUCAUUUUGGGAUCAACCACUUCGUUAUGAUGUGAACAGAAGACUGUUUGAGGAUGAGGAACAGGAUUUAUUCCGUGAUCUUCAGUCUCUUCCUAGGAAUGCUGCCUUGCGCAAAUUAAAUGACUUGAUCAAGAGAGCAAGAUUAGCAAAGGUCCAUGCUUACAUUAUUGCUGCUUUACGUAAGGAUAUGCCAUCAAUGUUUGGUAAGGACAGCAAAAAGAAGGAACUCAUCAAAAAUUUGGGCAAUAUUUAUGAACAAAUUCAACGAGAAUACCAAAUUUCUCCUGGUGACUUCCCUGACAUUAAAAAAAUGCAGGAACAACUUGCACACCAUGACUUUACCAAGUUUCAUCCAAUCAGACCCAAACUCCUAGAAACUGUCGACAAGAUGUUGGCUGAUGACAUUGCCCGCCUUAUGGCUCAAAUACCUCAGGAAGAGGAGGUUACUGGUACUGAGCUAGGCACAGUUAAAGGUGGAGCAUUUAAAAAUAUUGAAGAUACAAUCAGUCCAUUUGGAUACAAGAGAGGUGAAGGUGUUGAUGCAGGUGCUGGAGAAAUGGAAUGGGUUGUUAACAAAGACCGUCUUAAGUAUGAUACGAUCUUUGAUACAUUAGGACCUGUUGAUGGAAAAGUGACUGGUGCAAUGGCGAAAGCGGAAAUGGUGAAGUCAAAGUUGCCAAAUGCUGUACUGGGAAAGAUAUGGAAAUUAUCAGAUUUAGACAAGGAUGGAUUCCUGGAUGCAGAUGAAUUUGCUCUUGCUAUGCAUCUUAUUAAUGUGAAACUAGAUGGUCAUGACAUUCCAACAGAGUUACCAGAACAUCUUGUACCACCUAAGAAAAGGGAGAUGUGUUCCUUCAAUUCUCAUGGAGGUAGUGAUUGAGGAAGGGAUGGUACACAUAAUCAAGGUAAUUGUUUCUUUAGAUUUUGCAUCUUAAACUGUAUCAGUAGGUGGCACACAACACAAAGUCAAACAGUGCUUUGAUUAUCGUUACAGAGGUCGAACAGUAGAGAGUUACUUUAAAAUGGACAUGCAUUGGUGCUGCUGGCAGUGUCUUGUGUGCAUUUGUCAUGUCCAUCAUCCUCUUGCACCACACCUUUGAAAGCUAUGUAAAUUUUAAGCUAUUAUCUAAAGGUGUUUGGUAUCCACUGCUAAAGUCUUUCACUGAAGACAUUCAAAAUGUUCUUUUCUUAACAAUGACCAAAGUAUUGAUUUAGAUUAGGGGAAAAUUCUUAAAGAGGUGCUUCUUUUAAGUCUGAAGUGCAGUUUUAUUGUUAUGUUUUAAAUUUUCUUCAAAUUGUGCAUUAUUAAAGUGAUAGGGGUACCACAUGCAUUUAUUGAUCACUAUGAAAUUGCUUAUUUUGUACAUUUUUAAGAGAUAUGUACCAGUGUUAUUUUAAUCAUUGUUUAAAUUUAUAUUCUAUUGCGAGUACUGAGAUGUUUAAUUCAGUCUUAAAGUGCUUGCUAAUGUUCAAGUGAUAUAGCAUAUGAUACAUAUGUGCACCGUAUAAGAUUGUUCUGCACAUCUUGAUGUGCGGUAAUUCAUUGAGUUUUUCUAUGUCAAAGAUGUAAUUGUCAAGUUGCCUCCUAAAGAAAACAUGACUAUGUCUUUACUCAUGACACCUCGCUAUGUAUUUUGUUGUACUGUGAAGGCUGCUGUUUAUUCUGUACCCUAAUUCUAAUUGAUCUGAAAGGAAACCUGUUACUUGGCUUCAAAAGACUGAUUGCCAACCAAAUAUUAUUUUGGGUAUGAAAUUCGCAUUAACUUUUGUAUUUCAUCUGUAUUUUCGUACAAUAUUUUACCCUGUACUGUGCUUUCUAACAGCAUUCCCUGUAGUAGUACAUUUAAGUGCAUUUCCUCACAAAUGUGUUCUUCCAUGCAAAGCCUUCAUAAAGUUUUUAAUUUCAUAAUUUUAUGUAUGGAAGAAACCAUAUAUACUUAUGAGAUAUUAGGAUAAAAAUGUACCAAGAAAAACAGAGUUUAGUGCAAUAUUGUAAAAUAUUAAAAUAUUUAUUUUAAUGUGUAUAAAGAAAAUACUUAAAUACUUCAAUAUCGUGAUAAUUGUGAAGCUUUUAUAAUUGUGAAGCUUUUUAUGAUAUUUGUUCAUUGAUGGCCCCCACCAAUAAAUUUGCAAUUGUUAA